Macaca mulatta (Rhesus monkey) is the source of this 1788-nucleotide messenger RNA. RefSeq names its product interleukin 1 receptor antagonist (gene IL1RN). The record is from RefSeq and is a predicted model, not a curated record. Gene Ontology annotation, biological process: inflammatory response to antigenic stimulus; negative regulation of interleukin-1-mediated signaling pathway. Lineage: Eukaryota; Metazoa; Chordata; Mammalia; Primates; Cercopithecidae. Gene Ontology annotation, molecular function: interleukin-1 receptor binding; interleukin-1 receptor antagonist activity; cytokine activity.
AGGGGAAAUAGAAAUCUCAAUUUUGGGGAAAUUGCACAGGGGAAAAAGGGGAGGGAAUCAGUUACAACACUCCAUUGCGACACUUAGCGGGGUUGAAAGUGACAACAGCAAGGGUUUCUCUUUUUGGAAAUGUGAGGAGGGUAUUUCCGCUUCUCAGAGUGGGGCAGGGUGGCAGACGCCUAGCUUGGAGACCGUCGGCCGGCCCUCUGGGAGAAAACCCAGCAAGAUGCAAGCCUUCAGAAUCUGGGAUGUUAACCAGAAGACCUUCUACCUGAGGAACAACCAACUAGUGGCUGGAUACUUGCAAGGACCAAAUGUCAAUUUAGAAGAAAAGAUAGAUGUGGUACCCAUUGAGCCUCAUGCUCUGUUCUUGGGAAUCCAUGGAGGGAAGAUGUGCCUGUCCUGUGUCAAGUCUGGUGAUGAGACCAGACUCCAGCUGGAGGCAGUUAACAUCACUGACCUGAGCAAGAACAGAAAACAGGACAAGCGCUUCGCCUUCGUCCGCUCAGACAGCGGCCCCACCACCAGUUUCGAGUCUGCCGCCUGCCCGGGCUGGUUCCUCUGCACAGCAAUGGAAGCAGACCAGCCCGUCAGUCUCACCAAUAUGCCUGACAAGGGUGUCAUGGUCACCAAAUUCUACUUCCAGGAGGAUGAGUAGUACUGCCCAGGCCUGCCUGUUCCCAUUCUGGCAUGGCAAGGACUGCAGGGACUGCCAGUCCCCCUGCCCCAGGGCUCCCGACUAUGGGGGCACUGAGGACAAGCCAUUGAGGGGUGGAUCCUCAGAAGGAGUCACAAGAACCUGGUCACAGGAUUCUGCCUCCUCUUCAACUGACCAGCCUCCAUGCUGCCUCCAGAAUGGUCUUUCUAAUGUGUGAAUCAGAGCACAGCAGCCCCUGCGCAAAGCCCUUCCGCGUCUCCUCUGCAUUCGGGAUCAAACCCCGACCACCUGCCCAGCCUGCUCUCCUCUCCCCACUGCCUCCUCCAUCCUCAUUCCACGUUCCCAUGCCCCAGAUACAUCAGGCCCCUUGAUGACCCCCCACCAAGUGGCUCCCACACCCUGUUUUACAAACAAAUGCCAGUCCGUGAGGAAGGUUUUUAAGAGUUUGUGGAGAAUGAAAAUUAAGGAUUUCCUGAUUUCUUUUUUAGUCCACGUGAAGGAGAGCACUUCAUUUGGAGAUUAUGUUCUUUUGGGAGAGGCUGGGGGCUUAAAAUAGUCCUGCAUUUGUGAAAUGAUGGUGAAAGUAAAUGGUAGCUUUCCCAUUUUUUUCUUCUUUUUUGUGAUGUCCCAAUUUGUAAAAAUUAAAAGUUAUGGUACUAUGUUGGUCCUAUAAUUUUUUUUUUUCCUUUUAAAACACUUCCAUAAUCUGGACUGUUCCAUAAGCAGUCCAGGCACUGCUGCCCAGGCUCCGAGCUCCAUCUCCACUCCAGAUUUUUUACAGCUACCUGCAGUACUUUACCUCCUAUCAGAAGUUUCUCAGCUCCUAAGGCUCCGAGCAAAUGUGGCUCCUGGGGGUUCCUUCCUCCUCUGCUGAAGGAAAGAAUUGCUCCUUGACAUUGUAGAGUUUCCGGCACUUGGAGACGUGUAUGAAAGAUGACUGCGCCUCGGCCUGUCUCCCCCACCAGGCUGGGAGCUCUUCAGAGCAGGAAAAAAGACUCGUAUAUGCAGGGCCGAGCACCUAGCCUGGCUCGGCAGGUACUCAGCGAAUGAGUGCUGUAUAUGUUGGCUGCAAAGAUCCCUACUUCCUGUCACUUCAGCUCUGUUUUACAAUAAAAUAUUGAAAAUGCCUA